Syngnathus typhle (broad-nosed pipefish) is the source of this 3446-nucleotide messenger RNA. It is a transcript of the gene ralbp1, whose product is annotated as ralA binding protein 1. The transcript has 10 exons. Bases 164 to 2182 code for a protein of 672 amino acids. Gene Ontology annotation, cellular component: membrane. Gene Ontology annotation, biological process: small GTPase-mediated signal transduction; endocytosis; positive regulation of GTPase activity. The record is from RefSeq and is a predicted model, not a curated record. Gene Ontology annotation, molecular function: small GTPase binding; GTPase activator activity. NCBI's taxonomy places the organism in Eukaryota, Metazoa, Chordata, Actinopteri, Syngnathiformes, Syngnathidae.
GUUGGUAUCGAUCCACCCAUCCCUAUUAUUUAGUACACAACUAAGGAUACACGCACACACAACCCACUAUUCGUGAUAACCGUAAACUUCAACCCUGUGGAAUUGACAACACUUGGUAAAGGUGUGAUGGAAAGACCAGCAUGAUUGUCGUGGCCCUGCCAUCAUGACAGAGUGCUUCCUGCCACCCAGCAGCAGCCCCGCCGAGCAGCGGCGAGCUGAGCACCCGGGUGGCGUGGCGCGCACCCCCAGCUCCGAGGAGAUCAGCCCCACCAAGUUUCCUGGGUUGUACCGCACCGGUGACCCAUCGGCACCGCACGAUGGUCUCCACCAUGAGGCGCCUGACGCAUACGUGUCAGAUGAUGACAAAGAGCACAGCAAGAAGAAGAACAAAUUUAAGAAGAAGGAGAAGCGCACGGAAGGAUAUGCCGCCUUCCAGGAGGACAGCUCAGCAGAUGAGGCCGAGAGCCCGUCCAAGAUGAAGCGCUCCAAGGGCAUCCACGUAUUUAAGAAACCCAGCUUCUCUAAGAAGAAGGAGAAGGACUUCAAGGUGAAGGAGAAGGGUCCCAAGGAAGUCAAAGACAAGAAGUCCAAGGACCUGACGGCUGCCGAUGUGGUCAAACAGUGGAAGGAGAAAAAGAAGAAGAAGAAGCCCACCGUCGCUGGCACCCCUGCCGGUGAGGUAGAAACAUUGCCAGCAGAGAUGCCUGCCUUCAGGCCCAUCUUCGGUGUCCCCCUUGCGGAGGCAGUGAAGCGGACCGCGCUAUACGAUGGCAUCCAGCUUCCCGCAAUCUUCAGGGAGUGUGUGGACUACAUCGAGAACUACGGCAUGAAGUGUGAGGGCAUCUAUCGGGUCUCAGGUAUGAAGUCCAAGGUGGACGAGCUGAAGGCGGCAUACGACCGGGAGGAGUGUCCGUGCCUGGAGGAGUACGAUCCUCACACGGUGGCCAGCCUGCUCAAGCAAUACUUGCGCGAGCUGCCCGACAAUCUGCUGGGCCGAGACCUGCCGCAGCGCUUCGAGGAUGCGUGCGGGCGGCAGGGGGAAGCGGACAAGGUGAGCGAGUUCCAGCGGCUGCUGGCCGAAGCGCCGCCCGAGAGCCGCCUCUUGCUCGGUUGGCUGAUCACCCACAUGGAUCACGUCAUCGCCAAGGAGGCCGACACCAAGAUGAACAUCCAGAAUAUCUCCAUCGUGCUCAACCCUACCAUACAGAUCGGCAACAGAGUCCUCUACAUGUUUUUCACGCACGUUAAGGAUCUGUUUGGUGACGUGGUCUUAAGGCAGGCAGUGCGUCCACUGCGCUGGUCCAACAUGGCCACCAUGCCGGCUUUGCCCGAGACUCAGGAUAGCAUCAAGGAGGAGAUCAGGCGGCAGGAGUUCCUGCUCAACUGUCUGCACAGAGACCUGCAGGCUGGCGUGAAGGACUUGUCCAAAGAGGAGCGACUUUGGGAGGUCCAGAGAAUCCUCACCGCUCUCAAGCGUAAACUGAGGGAGGCCAAGCGACAAGAAUGCGAGACUAAGAUCGCCCAGGAGAUCGCCAGCCUGUCCAAGGAAGACGUUUCCAAAGAAGAGAUGACCGAGAAUGAGGAGGAAGUUGUUAACCUUUUACUGACACAGGAAAAUGAGAUCCUGACAGAGCAGGAGGAGUUAAUUUCCCUGGAGCAAGUAUUGCGCCGACAGAUUGCCGCAGAGAAGGAGGAGAUUGAGAGGCUGCGAGCGGAGAUCGCGGAUAUCCAGAGUCGUCAGCAGGGCCGCAGCGAGACCGAGGAGUAUUCGUCCGAGAGUGAGAGCGAAAGCGAGGAUGAAGAGGAGUUGCAGAUGAUCCUGGAGGACCUUCAGAAGCAAAAUGAGGAACUGGAGAACAAGAACACCCACUUGAACCAGGCCAUCCACGAGGAGCAGGAGGCCAUCUUGGAGCUGCGGGUCCAGCUGCGCUUGCUCCAGGGCCACAAGCUGCAGCAUGAGCUUGCAGCGCAGCCACCGCCUACGGCGCCAGAGCAAACCCACACGACCGAGCAGCCGAGCCCGGAGGCCCGAGGUGGCGGCGGCGAGGAGCAAGCCAAAGUUUCCGACAGCAACGGUAGCAGUACAGCCACCGCUGCCCCCGUUGUGGCACCCGCCGGAAAGACGGUGAAGGAUCCUCCCAAGCCGUCGCCCAGCAAAGACAGGCGGGACGGCAACAUGUGAGGCAAAGUUGAAAGAACGGUCUUCACUUACAUACCAUAUGUAGUUUGUGCGUCAAUGCUUUAUCUUACGUGAGUGACUUAUUGGCCAAAUCAUUACAGAUCUGGAAAGACCUUGCCCUGGCAUUUAAUAAUAAUGUGAGUCAAUCAAGUUUGUUGACAAUUUUGACCAAAUAAUUACAAAUCUGGAAAGGCUUUGAGGAGGCCUUUUGUAUGACACUUGAGAUGAUAAAAAGGCUUGUGAAUUUAAUUUUGAACCUGCUUGGUCAAUUUUGACAUUUUCAAGGAAGUAUUAACAUUUGUUUGUCAUUACUUCGUUUUACAGCGAGCGCAUUGAACUACAGAUCUGGAAAGACCUUGUCAUAGUCUUUGUAGUGUGUCACUGAAGUUUCUUGCAAAUUGAUUUUUGACCUGGUUAAUUGUGAAUUUUAUUGACUAAUUAAUUACAGAGCUGGAAAAGUCUCCCAGAUGUUUGAGGCAGACAUUUGUGGCUUGAACUGGUUAGUAACGUCUGACAGGUUGUUGUUUUUUUCAACCUGAAAACGAAAUGUUUUCAUCUUUGCGUCAUCUUACAUAAACAUUAUGACUAAAUAAUUCUUGGAAGCGCACGCUGAUUCUCUUAACAUGUGUGAGUCCAUAAGGCUUGUUGCAAUUUUUUUUUUUUUUUUUUUUUAAUACAGAUUUAGAAGCGCUCAUUAACACAAAACUUCGGCCUAUGGGUCAUGAAGGUUUGAUGAGUCUAAAAUUAACCAAGAGGCCCACAAAUACUCUGAGACGGACGCUCAUGUCAUAUAUUUUGCCGUGUCACAUAUUUUCUUAAAUUCAUGUCAACAGUACACUGUGCCAAAAUGAAGACUGAUUUAAUAAAAGAAAACCUCUUUGAAUACAUAUGAUGGCUCAAAAUAUUUAAAUCAAAGAUAUACCUAGAUUGAAAAAAAAAAGCUUUCUGGUAAUAUAUUGUAGAUAAAUGGCUGGAAGGAGUGUUACUGUGCAAUCAUCUCCAUGGGAUGAUAAGUGGUUCAAAAGAUGGAUGGAUGUCUUUCUCAUGUCUUUUUUUUUUUUUUUUUUUACAAUCUAGUAUUCGCUUCUGGCUUGGUUGUGACAUUUCAUAUUUUCCAUUUACAUUUUAUUCCCCCUCGCUAAUUGUUUUAUACAUGCAUUAAUGGACUUGUAUGCUUGCAUCUGGUCUCAUGAUCGUGUUACUAUUAAAACCUCCUGUGACUGAAACACUGAUAUGCUGUGAGGAAUAAAGAAAGCAUCCAUUCUGA